Trypanosoma cruzi is the source of this 1882-nucleotide messenger RNA. RefSeq names its product dispersed gene family protein 1 (DGF-1), putative. The transcript has a single exon. The record is from RefSeq and is a predicted model, not a curated record. The annotation marks the transcript as partial. Lineage: Eukaryota; Euglenozoa; Kinetoplastea; Trypanosomatida; Trypanosomatidae.
AGCGCUGCUGCCGCGGAUGCUGUCGCUGAGCCUGUCGCUUGCGGCUGGGGCGCAUUUGAGGGUGGCGUGCAACGACGCUGGUGGCCGUGUCCUGUCGACGGCGGAGGAGUACGCAGCGGCUGGUUUUGGCGACGCUGGGAGCAUCGACGUUGUUGGGUGCGACGCGUGCGACAGGGACACGCACUGCUACGCGCCCGGGACGGCGGCGGCGAGCAUGAGGAACGGUGUGUGCGUUUGCCUGUGCGGCAGCGGCGGGUACGGCGAGACGUGCGUGCCUGUGGGUGCUCCCGCGCUGCCGCCCGCUGUGGGCACUGCGUCGAGUGUGUUCUUCCGCGAGAGCGUGACGGUGCGGUCGUUGUUUGUUGUGCCUGCCGGCGCGAGCGAGGUGACGCUGCGCCACGUUGUGCUGGACGGCGUGAGUCCGGUGCUCUACGUGCCGUGGAUGGCGCGGGAUGGCGUGCGGAUUGUCGUGCAGAACGUGUCGCUGCAGAACGGUGCCGUGCUGUACGUGAUGGGCGGUGGAGCGUUGCGCGGUGCGGGAGCGGCGGGGAGCGACGAGAGCGGGCCGGUGGAGCUGUCCGUGUGCUAUGUGGAGGCGCUGAACGGUGCGCUUGUGCUGACCGGCACGUUCCCCGCGGGGUCCGUGCUGACGGUGACGGACUCCCUGCUGGUUGCCGCGAGGUCGACGCCGCUUGUGUAUCUUCCCGGCUCGCAGUCCUCGCCGUACGCACCGGUGCUGGUGCUGUCGGGCCUGCGGCUCGUGCGGUCCGUGCUGGUUGUGUCUGGCGUUGCCCUCGUGACCGUGAUGACUGGUGGGCGGACGGUGGUGGUGGACGGCGCCGUGCUGGAGCUCGUCGGUGGCGGUGUCGCGCUGGACGCGGCUGUGCUCGGUGGCGAAUAUGCGUUGUACGCGAGUGCGCGCGUGGUUGCGUCGGGGGGCGCUGUGCUGCGCGUGUCGGGGAGCCAGGUGUACGCCGCGCAUGGGUUUGUGUUUGACAGCGGGGUGGAGGCCAACGCGUCCGCCGUCGUAGUGAACGACAACGCCGGUGCGCUGACCGAUGGCGCGCUGCUGGAGCUGCGGGGGUCGGCGUCGUUUGCGUCCGGGUCGUGGCUGUCGGUGCGCGGCAACAGCAUCAGCGGCAGGCUUCUGUCGGUGCCGUCGUACCCGCGCCGUGCGGACCUUGCGCAGAGCACGCUGACGCUUCACGGGAACGCCGGCAGUGGGCCCGUCGUGAUGGACGGCACCGUUGCGCUCGGGGGCGCCGGCCGAAGGUUCGUCGUGGGGUGCCUGACGCUCAACGGGCAGGCGCUGCAGCCGAUGGACUACAGGUCCGCCGGCAUCAUCGGGGAAUUUCGCCCCGUGGCGUGUGGCGUGUGCGACGCCGACGUGAGCUGCUUUGCUGCUGCGACGAGGGCGAUGUCGGGGUCGUGCCGCUGCCGCUGUGCUGAGGGCGGGUACGGGCGUGACUGCCUGCCGGUGUACCUGCCGCGCGUGGACGGGUGCAACCGCACGCCUGGCAUGCCGCUGCUGAGCCACACGGCGACGCUGACGGAGACGCGCAGUCUGACAACAACGUGGACGGCGACGCCGAGACCAACACCGGGCCUGAGCGCGGCGCACUACAGUCCGACGCAGUACGGGCCGACGGAGACCCUGCAGGUGACGGAGACGGUGGCGCUGUCGCCCACGCGGACCCCGACGGCGUCGCUGAGCAGCACGCUGUGGUGGAGCGACGUGGCGUGCCCGACGCUUGCCGUGACGACGACGGCGGCUGGUGGGAGUCUGACGCAGAACGACAUCCGCGGCGGUGGGAGCGCCGUCCCGACACUGCUGAUGGUGUCGCUGCCGCCGCCGUUUCGUUGGGCACGCGAUCCGCAGCUC